AUGAGAUCACAUGGACUUACACGUACUGAACUAGAUAAUAUAGAGCAGGAGCUCCGAAAAGCAAGAGAUAUGGCGUACUGCCCUUACUCAAAUUUUGAAGUCGGAUGUGUUAUCUACAUAAGAGGUACAGAUGAAAAGGGAAGCCCCAAGGGCCCUGACAGCAAAUUUCAAGACGAUGACUAUCUUCAAGACAGAUCUUACAUAGGUGCAAAUAUUGAGAAUGGCAGUUUUGGUGCUACAAUGUGUGCCGAAAGAGUGGCUAUCUUCAAGACACUGGCUGCCGUUGACAGACAAUAUGCAGAUUCUAAUAACUGGACUGCUCUUGCCAUUGUUGGAGAUAUUCAAGGCCCUGACAAGGUGAUAACGCCGUGUGGGAUGUGUAGACAAGUGAUGAACGAGUUCAUUAAGGACAGGAUUAAUUUUCCAAUCCUCAUGUAUUCCCCAGACUUCAAGGAAAUGAAAAUUGCUAAUAUGGAUGAGCUAAUGCCAAGCCCUUUUGAGCUAAACGACUAG
Maudiozyma barnettii is the source of this 513-nucleotide messenger RNA. RefSeq names its product cytidine deaminase (gene CDD1). NCBI's taxonomy places the organism in Eukaryota, Fungi, Ascomycota, Saccharomycetes, Saccharomycetales, Saccharomycetaceae. The transcript has a single exon. Gene Ontology annotation, cellular component: cytosol. The coding region runs from base 1 to 513 and encodes 170 amino acids. Gene Ontology annotation, molecular function: zinc ion binding; cytidine deaminase activity. The record is from RefSeq and is a predicted model, not a curated record.